Molecule: messenger RNA, 811 nt
Organism: Phanerochaete carnosa HHB-10118-sp
Lineage: Eukaryota; Fungi; Basidiomycota; Agaricomycetes; Polyporales; Phanerochaetaceae
Exons: 3
Source: RefSeq, a predicted model, not a curated record
CAUGAAGCUACUCAUUACUGGCGCAACUGGGGUAGCCGGUCUCAACAUCUAUCGCGCCGCGGUGCAAGACCCGUCCAUAAGCAAAGUGACCCUCCUGAUGCGCCGCGAAAUGCCAUUGUGGGCGGUCCUCCCGUCAAACGCCGCCGAGAAGACCUCGACGAUUGUGCACGACGACUUCACCCAGUAUCCGCCCGAGCUCGCGAAGCGUCUCGCCGAGCACGACGCGUGUAUUUGGGCGAUGGGCAAGUCCGUCAGGGGCAUGACGGAAGCCGAGUACACGCGGCUGACGUACGAGUACCCCAUGGCCGUGCUGCGCGCCAUGCGCGACGCGGGCGUGGGCGCGGACAGACCGCAGGGCCAGCCGUUCCGCUUCGUGUACGUCAGCGGCAUGUCCGCGGACCCGACGGAGAAGAGCAUGCAGAUGUGGGCGCGGGUCAAGGGUCGCGCCGAGAAGGACAUUGCCGCGUUCUGCACGCCUGAAUCAGGCAUGAAGGCUCACAUACUGCGCCCCGCGUACUUCCGCCCGUCGAGGGACUAUCCCGAGGACUGGAAACAUCAGCGUUCUCGCGCGGAAGAUACCCUUGACUGGGUCCUUGCCCCUGCCUUUAGCUGCCUCUUACCGUCGUAUGUGACUCCGCUACCAGUGCUCUCGAAGAUCCCUCUGGAGAUCAUCAAGGGCAGAUGGCCUGACAUCGAGCUCUUCCCGAAUAAGACGAUGCUGGAGUGUGCAAAGGAGUUGUCGAUAUGACGAACAUGACUUGAUGAUACCCCAUGUGUACUCUAAUUUAUAAUCCUAGUUCUCUUCCGCAGG